UGCGUGGCGUACUUCGGCGCGUCGGCGCGCGCGUCGCUGCCUGGGCGCGUGGCGGUGGCGGAGCUGCAGCCGUUCCCGGGGCUGCCGCCGGGGGCGCCCGCGACGCGGCGCGUGGCGGUGCCCGCGGGCAGCACGGUGGCGCUGCGCUGGCGCGUGCCGCACGGCGCGCCGCCGCCGGUCCUCGAGUUCGCGCGCGACGGACGGCGCAUCGCGGAGUCGGACCCGCGCGCGCGCGUGCUGGAGGCGUCGGGGGCGCUGCUGCUGGUGAACGUGACGGCCGCCGACGCCGCCCUCUACACGGCCGCCGCCUCCAACUACCUGACGGGCCAGCGGGUAGGCGCGCCCGACGCCGUGCGCGUGGACGUGCUGCCGGGCGACGGGCCCGACCUGCCACCCGCGCUGCUCGACCCGCCGCCCAUCGACACCUACAACGUCUCCAUC
Molecule: messenger RNA, 441 nt
Organism: Gryllus bimaculatus (two-spotted cricket)
Lineage: Eukaryota; Metazoa; Arthropoda; Insecta; Orthoptera; Gryllidae
Source: the annotation of a GenBank genome assembly